UCUUUGUGGAUGGGCACUGGCUGCACCGUGGAGGAAAACGUGCACGCUACAUGCAUACCGUGUGUUGUGAUCAUUGACAAACAAACCGACCCAACGCUUAAAGAAACUCUCGGCUGUUUUAAAUAUAAAUAUCAGGAUUCACAAAGGGGACGCCGCAUGCACGCAUGCAGAUGUGUGUGUGUGUGAGAGUACAGAUAUUUGGAGGUGUCGAGGUUUUCGAGGAAUUCAAAAGUGGACUGAUGGAGCUGCUGGCAAACUGAGGGCUGGGCUGGGACUUCCUGCAUUGUUGCAUGUAUACUGGGAUGGAAUAAUUUCCCUCUUCAUUCAUCAAAGAAAUAAUUAAUAAUUAUUUUUACUCAAUGGUACUUGAAGGCAGAGAGAUGGACGGCCUCGGGAACACCAUGCAGAAGAAGGCUGCGGAGCUGGAGCGGCUGGCCGAGGUGCUCGUCACCGGAGAACAGCUGAGGCUGCGGCUCCACGAGGCGAAGGUGAUCAAAGAUCGGCGGCACCACCUGCGGACUUACCCAAACUGCUUUGUGGCCAAGGAGCUCAUUGAUUGGCUGAUCGAACACAAGGAGGCCUCAGACCGAGAAACCGCCAUCAAGAUCAUGCAGAAACUUUUAGACCAGAGCAUCAUUCACCACGUGUGUGACGAGCACCGGGAGUUCAAAGACCUGAAGCUGUUCUACCGCUUCCGGAAAGAUGACGGCACGUUCCCAUUGGACAGUGAAGCCAAAGUCUUCAUGAGGGGGCAGAGGAUCUAUGAAAAGUUGAUGAACACAGAAAACAGCCUAUUACAAACCAGGGAGGAGGAGGGCGGGACAUUUGAGCGGGCGCUUCUGGCCUCUGAGUUCAUCGACUGGCUGCUGCAAGAGGGGGAGAUGGCAACCAGGGACGAGGCAGAGCGGCUGGGACGGAGGCUUCUUGAACAUGGCAUCAUCCAGCACGUCACCAACAAGCAUCACUUUGCCGACGGACCCCUCCUCUACCAGUUCAGGAUGAAUUUCCGGCGACGACGGCGGUUGAUCGAACUUCUUCACGAGCGCAGCCGCUGCAUCCCCGAGAGUCACGACAGCCCCUUCUGUCUCCGCAAACAGAACUCCGAUGGAGGCAACACCAGCUUCCUCUCAGUGAGUCCCACUAAAGAGAUUAAAGUUGCGGUCGGAGUCCGGCGGAGCAGCUUGAGCAGCAGCUGUGGCAGCAGCGGUUAUUACAGCAGCAGUCCAACGCUCAGCAGCAGUCCACCUGUCCUUUGCAACCCCAAGUCUGUUCUGAAAAGACAAGUGAGUCCAGAGGAGCUGCAGACACCAGGAGGACCUUUUAUAAAGAAGACAUUCACUAUCGUAGGUGAUGCUGUGGGCUGGGGCUUUGUGGUGCGAGGCAGCAAACCCUGUCACAUCCAGGCCGUGGACCCUGGAGGACCUGCGGCCGCUGCUGGCAUGAAGGUGUGUCACUUUGUGGUGUCGGUGAACGGACUGAAUGUGCUCUCUCACGACUACCGGACCGUCAGCAGCCUGAUCCUAACCGGACCAAGGACAAUCGUCAUGGAGGUGAUGGAGGAGGCAUAAGUUGAAGGAGAGCUGCAACAGAAUUCCUCAUAGCUGAGUAGAAGGUUUAGUACUUGACCUCAAAACCACAGUGACAACAACAACAACGUGGACGUCUUGAAACGCAACUCCCACUCUCUCUGUUCCAACAUUGUUUGAACAAGGCGGACGACUGCGAGACGCAGUGUGUUUAAGAAUGUGUGUAAUCAAGCCAAGAUAAAGAUUCAACCUGUAGACCAAACA
Molecule: messenger RNA, 1790 nt
Organism: Etheostoma cragini (Arkansas darter)
Lineage: Eukaryota; Metazoa; Chordata; Actinopteri; Perciformes; Percidae
Gene: deptor
Product: DEP domain containing MTOR-interacting protein
Exons: 10
Coding region: 360-1568 (402 amino acids)
Biological process (GO): negative regulation of TOR signaling; intracellular signal transduction
Molecular function (GO): protein binding
Source: RefSeq, a predicted model, not a curated record